UUAGCCCUUGGCGGGACGAUGACCCACACAGCUCAAGAUGUCAGGACACCUCUGCAGAGCUUACAAACGCCCAAUGGUGACUCCGAGCAAAAACUCGGAGGGUAAGUGUCCUCGAGGGAUGGCGACUAUGGUUGUCCUGCGCAUGUCUUCCCGCGGUCCUCGAGAUAAGAAGCUCUCGGGUCUUCGGACUAGGGAGCGAAACCAGCAUACUCCUGAACGCACGCCUUCCUGCUUCGACUCAAGAAUUCUUGCCCAUACUAAUGAACCAGUAGAUAGGUGCACUCUCAUCUCUUACCGCCAGUGACCUUGGCUCGUAAAUUACUCGGGAGCCGUUUUCUCACAUUUACAAGGGUUGGUACAUGAAUGGUAUGUUUACC
Phanerochaete carnosa HHB-10118-sp is the source of this 377-nucleotide messenger RNA. RefSeq lists its product as uncharacterized. Bases 38 to 304 code for a protein of 88 amino acids. The record is from RefSeq and is a predicted model, not a curated record. NCBI's taxonomy places the organism in Eukaryota, Fungi, Basidiomycota, Agaricomycetes, Polyporales, Phanerochaetaceae. The transcript has a single exon.